UUAAGCCCACAGGCGCCGCGUCCUAAACCUCGGCAGCGCGCCGCCGAGCACCACUGCCAUGGCCGCCGCCGCCGCCGCCUCCCCCUCCAUUUCCCUCGUCGCCGGAGACCGCGCGGACCGGCGGCAGUGGCGGUACACGUGGGAGACCCUGGCGCACCUCCCCCUCCUGCGCCUCUACCUCUCCCACCCGGCCCUCUCCGCCGCCGCUCCCGUCUCCGGCCUCUGCGCCGACCUCCGCCUCGACGCUUCGCUCCUCCUCCUCUCCUUCUCCCUCUCCGGGGCGGGACCCGUCUCCCUCAGGGUCCCCGUGCCGAGGGUGCUCGUCGACCCCUCCGCCCCGCCCGAGUGCCGCGCCGCCGGGGACCACCUCGAGGUCCGCCUCACCCUCGUCCUCCCCGUCGACCACCCCGUCGUCGCCGCCGCCUUCCCCGGCGCCGACCCGCCCGCGCCUCUCUCCCUCCGCGACGAUUUGAAGAGUCUAUCUUCUGGAGAUGUCCAUUUGUAUUGCAAAACAUGCUCAGCAAGAUUGACAAAACAGCCACUAAGGAACAUUGUGGAAAUGCCAUCUUUAGAUUGGGAGGAUGUGGCUGACAAUUGGUUUGGUGGAUGUUGCACAUCAUUUGGAGGGGCAAGUGAAAAGUUAGUAUCACAGUAUAUCAAUGCAUAUGGUCGCCUGGAGGGGACAACUCUACUAGAUGCUACUUCCAUUAUUAUAGAGAAGGAUUAUCUUGAGAUUGAUUUGGUGUCCAGAAUAGAUAAUUCAGUGACCAGUAUUGACUUUGUUGCACUACAAGAAGCUAUGUCUAAUGUUACUCUAGAAAGUGAUCAAACUACCGAUAGGAUAAAUUCAGAAGAAGCAUGUCAUGAAAAGAAAACUGAUUAUAGUCACGCGCAACCUCCUCUUCUUUUGGAAGAGGGUCCCUGUAUUAAUAACACUGAAAGAAUUACUGAAAACAAUGGAGGCACUCUUUCAAGUGAUCAAUGUGGUACUAUCCAGCUGGACAAUGGUGUUGACGUGAACUCUGAAAACUCUACAAGUGAGCCCUGUAUUAAUAAUACUGAAAGAACUACUGAAAACAAUGGAGGCAUUCUUUCAAGUGAUCAAUGUGGUACUGUCAAGCUGAACAAUAGUGUUGAUGUGAACUCUAAGAACUCUACAAGUGACUGUUUUGUUGAAAACAUGGAGCAAACUUCUCAAGAGGCUGAUUCGUUUCUGGUAGAUCCAUGGAGUUGCUGCUGUGGCAGUGGAGAUAGCGGAAAAGCUGAAUAUAACACUUCAGAAAUGCCCUCUACAUUAGAGAAUGUAAGAGAUUACAAAUUAACAAAAAGCAUCUCUCUUGGUAGUAGCUUCAUUGUUAAAGAAUCAAACCUCGUGAAAGAUGUUAACUGGAUUGAACUUCUGUGUUCUCAUUGCUCCUCAUCUCUUGGGUCAUACCCUUCGCAAUGUUCAGAUGCUCUGUCGGAUGGGCGGGUUCGGCUAUUCAAGUGCUACACAUCCUCAAACCUUCCUGUUGGGAGUCCCCAUGAUGUGUUCAGGAGACAUACACUGGGAAAACUUUUUGUUAAUUUGUUGCUUGAAAUAGCUGAAGAUGAAAUAUCUUUUCGUACAGUAGUGAGAGAUCUGAAAACCAAAAGGCCCAUGCUGCAAAUAGUCCUUCUUAGUUCAAAAACAUGGCUGUUUUCUGGUUACUGCUAUGAAAAUGAUACGGAUAGUUCACAUGGGACAGCACAUCUGCAGCCUACGGUUAAACUCCUGUAUUCUAACUGCAGUAAUGCCUCAGAAGCAGACUUAAGGACAGUAGAGGAGUGGUCAUCCAAAUAUCGGGCUGAACAGUUAUACAUGAUGGGGCAUCAGAUAGAUGAACUUACUGAAUGCCUUAGCUCAGCUAUGGACAAGUUCCCCCUUUCUUGCUCGUCACUUGAAGGAAUGUCUCUUUCAUGUCUGGAGCGUUGACUUGAGUUUAAGAUAAUCGUAAUUUAUUCAUGAUGUCCGAAGCCCGCGACUGAUCUUUGUAUCAUGCAUAUCUGAUGGAGACUCCAAUCAUAUAUACCAAGCUGUGUUCCUGCCCAUCUCAGUUUAGUGUUCAGCAAGCUGGCCAUCUCAUUUGUACACUGCAGACUUCUGGACUCCCCCCUGCUGUCACAAGGCUGAGUUCAAUCGAAAUUCUUGUUCAACUGACUUUUGGUGAUAGGGAUUCAGCCUUGUCAUUUACUCUUAAGCAGUAUUUGACACCUUUUUAUAGCUCUAAAGGAGUUAAUGAUCAGGGGGCCACUAGGAAUCGGUGCCCGAUUUGUGGCUUCCCAUCGGACCAUUCUGUAGCCGCACGAUAGGAAGCAUUCUGGACGUUGAAGAAGGCUCGGUGUGAGUUUCCAUGAAA
This is a messenger RNA of Lolium perenne, 2378 nucleotides long. RefSeq lists its product as uncharacterized. Gene Ontology annotation, cellular component: nucleus; ubiquitin ligase complex; cytosol. Gene Ontology annotation, biological process: protein polyubiquitination; proteasome-mediated ubiquitin-dependent protein catabolic process; protein monoubiquitination. Lineage: Eukaryota; Viridiplantae; Streptophyta; Magnoliopsida; Poales; Poaceae. Gene Ontology annotation, molecular function: ubiquitin conjugating enzyme binding; cyclin binding; ubiquitin protein ligase activity. The record is from RefSeq and is a predicted model, not a curated record.